Schistosoma turkestanicum is the source of this 4673-nucleotide messenger RNA. NCBI's taxonomy places the organism in Eukaryota, Metazoa, Platyhelminthes, Trematoda, Strigeidida, Schistosomatidae. The record is from the annotation of a GenBank genome assembly.
AUUAAACGUGGAGCGGCUUCAGGGUAACUCAAUUGGCUACGUCCAUCUGUUACCCGUCACGGAGGUAUUUGGAUGGUUUUAAUAUACGGAGUGACUAACACUAUUGCUGAUUAACCCUUACCCACACAUCCGAAAUAGUCAUCAAUAUGAAUAAUUCUGAAAUACCAUAUUUCCCGAGAGCAAGCUAUGCUGAAAAUGCAAUACCAAAUGUCAACUUGAACGAUUUUUCGCAUAUAAGUUCACUCAAGGAACAAAAUUUAUCGUACAAUAGUAAGGGCUUUUCGGGUGCCCCACAAGCUAAUCAGGGAUUAACAGCAACGAUGAAAGAUCCUUAUCAAUAUCCAAUCCAUUCUAAUACUGUUAAUGUUAUGGAAGGAAGUUGCCCAAAUGAAUCCUUUCAAAAUCCAUCAUCGUUAUCCGAGUCAUUCAAUACUUCUUCAGGAACUCAAUACCAACAGUUGAAUUUCUCGGUUCCACAUCCUGUAUCAACCUCGCCUGUCCAUGGAAUAAAUGGUCUACCUUUUACUACCAACGAUAGGAAUUUAGCCUACAUACCUACUAGUAGGCCUACAUCAGAAGGUUUUGUUCACCAAUCUCAUUCGUAUGAUGUAAACUCACACUCGCAAUCUUUUUCGACCACAAACACCGUUUCCAGUCUACCCAUACAACCAAAUAGUUUGUAUGCACCAGUUCACACAAGUGCGUACUCAAAUUUUAAUGCAUCUAGUCAAUAUAAUCCACCGAUUUAUAAUCCUCUACAGUCACCUAAUCAAGAAAAUAAUCAGUUUAAUGCUUCGCUAGGUGAUUCUACUUCUGUGUAUCAAUACGCAGGUUAUUCUCAGCUUUCGAGUUCCGAGGGUCAUUUACCUGUAACGUUAAAUUCAGGUGGCCAUCCUACAUCAGAGUAUACCAACACACAAGCAGUUCCUCACUUUUAUGAUGAGCGACGACCUACUCCUAUGUCGCCUCAAAAUCCAACGACAUUCGCGCAUGGACAGAAUGCACUACCUACCACAACGGCUUAUAAUGUGAAUUCACCUGUUAAAUCGCCUAACCUCUAUCCACCACGUGUCAUGAGUGAGGCUCGUCCAGUCUCAAAUGCCGUUGGAUCAUAUGGAAUGACUCCACCAUUACCUCCUGUUUCCAUGAUGAGCAAUAAUAUAACAUACCAAAGUAACCUGCAACCACCUCCUCCAAGACCUGGAAAUAUGCUACAGUCUACCGUACCUCGACAUACAGCUUAUGAACAAUCUGGUGUUUUCCGAGCACCAGGAACUGCGGCAUCUGUAUCUGAUUGGAAUAGUUUGAAAACACCAAUCAACCUUCUUCAAGAACGCUGUCUGUUACCAUCAGAUGGACCUGACCUGCCGCCCAAACCUGCACUGACUACUCCAAUCAAUUGUGAUCAGGACGUGAUGCGCUGUACCUUGACAAAUGUUCCGUCGACUUCAAAACUUUUGACUCAAUGUCGCCUACCUCUUGGUCUUGUUAUGCAUCCGUUUCGAGAUAUGAAUAGUCUGCACACUAUCACUUCAACAACCAUCGUACGUUGCCGAUCCUGUCGUACUUAUAUCAACCCAUUUGUACAGUUUAUGGAUUCCGGUCGACAUUGGAGGUGUAGUGUUUGCUUUCUAGCUAACACUGUCCCAGAUGAAUUUUACUAUGACCCUGGAACACAGACGUAUGGUGAUCCUUCUAGAAGACCCGAAAUUCGUUCUGCGACUGUAGAAUUUAUUGCACCUUCCGAAUAUACAGUUCGUCCUCCUCAACCAGCUACUUACCUUUUUUGUUUCGACGUUAGUCAUAAUGCAAUUGCUACUGGUUAUUUACAGCUUGCCUGCCAACGUUUAGAAUCGUUGAUUGAUCGGAUCCCAGGUGACUGCAGACGUCAAAUAGCCUUCAUAACAUUUAACUCCAAUGUUCACUAUUACAAACUUUGUGGUGAAACUAUGAAAAUGUUAAUUUGCCCUGAUUUGGAAGAAAUAUUUUUACCUGAUGAUGAGGGUUUGAUUAAUAGAAUUGAAGAUUCAGUUGAUGCAGUGCGCGAUUUUCUCUUGCAUUUGCCCGAAAAUUUUAUCGGUACAAAUGACACAGGGAAUUGUCUCGGAUCUGCUUUGCAGGCUGCUCUGAAGCUUAUUGGUGCUGUAGGUGGUCGGAUUACUGUAUUCACUACUUGCCUACCAACAGUUGGUGCAGGUGCCCUCACUAUACGAGAAGAACCAUCCGAUCGUAGUUCAGUCGAUGUGAAGCAUCUGGGUCCAUCAACUGACUUCUAUAAAACAUAUGCUUUGGAGUGUUCACAUAAACAGGUAGGAGUUGAUAUGUUUAUUUUCAAUUCUCAAUACUGUGACAUUGCCACAAUAUCUGCAGCUAGUCGUUAUUCAAGUGGAACAAUUCAUCAUUAUCCAGAGUUUUGUUACACACCAGAUGAAAAUGAACAAAUAUCAAAUAAUCUUAAUGUAGCAUUAAAUAAUCAUAAUCAGCAAAUAAAAAAUUUAUGUGUUGGAGUGGAACAAUUUCGUCUAGAUUUUGAUCGGUAUUUAACCAGGAAAAUUGGCUUCGAAGCUGUCAUGCGUAUUCGAUGUACUUAUGGAUUAGGUAUUCAGACUUUUCAUGGCUCAUGUUUUGUGCGUUCUACGGAUUUAAUUAUGUUGCCUAAUGUGAGCCCUGAUUCUGGUUAUGCCGUUCAAUUAGAUUUGUCUGAAAGCUUAGAAAAGUGUGCUACAGUUUGUUGCCAGGCUGCUGUAUUAUAUACUUCAUCAAAAGGUGACCGUCGCAUUCGUGUACAUACUUUAUGCUUACCAGUGGUGCAUACAGCAACUGAAGUGUUUCAGGGGGCAGAUCAAGGUGCAAUAGCUUGUCUCUUAAGCAAAAUGGCUGUAGAUCGAACAAUAUCUUCCGGUCUUUCAAAUUCUAGAGAAGCUUUAGCCAACGCAGUAGCGGAUGCUUUAUCAGCCUACGCUACCACUUCUGGCAUUACACCUAGUUGUAACUCGGCAGCAUACGGUCUACCUUGUCCACCUAACCUACGGUUACUUCCUUUAUAUAUUUGUGGUUUGCUUCGUUCUAAAGCUUUCAGAGUUGGAGUAGUAACCCGUUUAGAUGACAGAUCAGCUGCUCUAGAGCGAAUUAAAAUGGCUCCUCCUACUGAUUUACUAACACUAAUGUAUCCAAAGUUAUAUGCUGUACAUCGUUUCGUUUCGAAACCGUUAUCUGCACAUGCAACCCUAGCACAAAAAGCCGCUAGUCUUAGUUUGGCUGAUCAUGUUGACGACGAACGUCCUUCUGAUUGUGAUGGAACAUCUUCUCCAAAUGGAAGUGACAGUAAUUCAGAGGCUGAUCAGUUACCAUGUCAAUUACACUUAUCAGCUCAAAAUAUAACACGAUCUGGUGUAUUUUUGUUGGAUACUGGUGAACUUUUAUUACUAUUAGUAGGCUCUGGUGAAGAUGUUUCUCCUGGAUCAAACAACAAUUCAGAAAUUUUACGUCAACUUCUCGGUAUUUCAUCACCGCAUGAACUUCCUGCACAGGGUGGUCCUUUCAAAUUACCACCUAUUAAUUCAUCUAAUGAAAAACAAAAUACAGUUACUAAUGAUGAUAUGUCUAUUCCAAUUGGUCGUCGUAGAUUAUCUGCUCUAAUUAAUCUAAUUCGAAGACGUCGACCAAUUAACAAUGCUUUAGUUCUUAUGCGUCAUGAUGCAUCAUCAUAUCUUAGAUCUCUUUUCUUAUCUUGCAUGAUUGAAGAUAAGACUGAAUCAGCUCCAUCUUAUCAAGAAUUUCUUCAAAUGAUUCAGAAUUUAGUCAGGACGUGAUUUUUAAAGUAUGUUAUUUUACUUCCCUUCCUUUAUAAUGACAAGUGUUAAUGAUGUAAAGAAAAGGAACAAAAUUUUGUUUCUGUGCCUUUAUAGUUAAAUAGUAAUAAUAAUAAUAAUAAUGAUAAAUUUUUUUUACCUCAUGCUUGAAUGUUGUAUUUCUCCUUCUUCUUCUUCUUCUUUUUUUUUCUAUUAUUUCCUCUUUUUUUUAAAAAAAAAUCAUAACGUAAUGUGAAUUUUAUAAAUGAAAUCAAUGCCACUAUGAUCUAUCACAUUAUCAGUUCAGUGAUUUAAAAAAAAAGAAAUUUAUUCAUUACUUUCAAUAGAUCUUGUCUUUUUUUUUCUCCUCUACUUAUUAUUUUAUUUAUAGGUCUCACAAAUAUGAACAAUAAUUCAAAGUUCAACUUGAUUAGUUAUGAUAAAAGAAAGAAAAAUUUUUUUUUUCAAGAUUAAUUUUUAAUCGGUGAAUUAUCUAACUAACUAACUAACUAACUAAUCUAUCUAUUAUCUAAUGUUGAAUUUAAUCAUUCAUUUCUCUUUACCAAUAAACUAUUAUCAAUAUUUUAAGAAAAUAAUCAUCUGGAUACUGUGUUAUCAUUACACUUGAAGAAGUAUCAAAUAGAAUGAUUAUGCCUCUUUAAUAUUUUUUGUUUCUUGAAGUAAUUUUAACUUCCCACAAUUGGGGUUUAACAUUUUUGUUUUAAUUGUUUCUCUUUGAACUUCAUGAAGAUCCAUGUACUAUGUUAUGGUGUGAUAAUUUAAAACAUGUGUUUUGUGAAUAAUUUCAGUCUAUUCUAUUAACUGCGAUAGCGUGCAUACAUAUGUCCGUAAGAUUAUCUAGUAUGAUUAAUAACAAUUCCC